This is a messenger RNA of Oryza brachyantha (malo sina), 1693 nucleotides long. Its product is annotated as pentatricopeptide repeat-containing protein At1g28690, mitochondrial. The transcript has a single exon. NCBI's taxonomy places the organism in Eukaryota, Viridiplantae, Streptophyta, Magnoliopsida, Poales, Poaceae. The coding region runs from base 10 to 1587 and encodes 525 amino acids. Gene Ontology annotation, biological process: RNA modification. Gene Ontology annotation, molecular function: RNA binding; protein binding. The record is from RefSeq and is a predicted model, not a curated record.
ACGGACGGGAUGAAACCAAAUGGAAAGCAUCGAGAUCCAAAUAUGCAGCAGCAAGGCAGUGUGCCCCGCUACCUCCGCACCGCCGGCGCGCUCGCCGCCGUCGUCCAGAGCUUCAUCGACGAGUACCCGACCAGGCGCGGAUGCCAGACCCUCCACGCGCAGCUCCUCACGUCGGGCCUCCGCCCCACCGCUGUCGGCGGCGGCGGCGGCGACCUCUCCAUCAAGCUCCUCAUCCUGCACCUCCGGUGCGGCUCCCACCACAACGCGCGCGCGGUGUUCGACGAAAUGCCGUCCCCGACGCACGCGGCGCACAACUACCUCGCCGCGGGGUACUUCCGCCUGGGCCUCCCCGAGGAGGCGCUUGGGGUGGUGAGGCGGCUCGCGAGGCGCACGGGGAGGGUGAACUUGCUCGUGCUGUCGAUGGCGCUCAAGCUGUCCGCGGCGCUGGCGAUGCCCCGCGCGGUGAGGGAGGUCCACGCCCGCGUGGUGAGGUCGGUCGUCAAGCCCGAUGACGUCCUCUUCGCGGCGCUGGUGGACGCCUACGUGAAGAGCGCCUUGCUGGGGUACGCCCGGCGUGUGUUCGACGUAAUGCCAACGCGGAGCGUGGUGUCCUCGACGGCGUUGAUUGUCGGGUGUAUGAACGAGGGGCUGUACGAGGACGCCGAAAAGUUAUUCAAGGGGAUGGACGAGAAGGACGUCGUGGUGUACAACGCCAUGGUCGAGGGCUACAGCAAUAAGGAAGACACAGCGGAGAACUCGAUGGAGGUGUUCAAGGCGAUGCAACGGGCGAGGUUCCGGCCGACCGUGUCGACAUUCGUGAGCGUGCUCGGCGCGUGCUCGCUCAUGUCCUCGCCGGAGCUCGGGGAGCAGGUCCACUGCCAGGUGAUCAAGAACAGCCUCUUCUCCAACAUCAAGGCCGGGAGCGCGCUGCUCGACAUGUACUCCAAGUGCGGCCGCGUCGAGGACGGCCGGAGGAUUUUCGACCGGAUGGCGGAGCGGAACGUCAUCACGUGGACGUCAAUGAUCGAUGGGUACGGCAAGAACGGCCUCUCCGACGAGGCUCUCCGGCUGUUCGACCAGAUACGUCGCCGGAGUCACCGGCGGCAGGACGACGCCCGGCCGAACCACGCCACGUUCCUGAGCGCGCUGUCGGCGUGCGCGCGCGCCGGGCUGGUGUCCGAGGGCCAGGAGCUGUUCCAGAGCAUGGAGCGCGACCACGCGCUGGAGCCGCGGAUGGAGCACUACGCGUGCAUGGUGGACCUGCUCGGCAGGUUCGGCAGCGUCCGCCGCGCGCACGACUUCAUAAGGGGGAUGCCGGCGGCGGCGAGGCCCAGCUCCGACGUGUGGGCGGCGCUGCUCGGGGCGGCCACGCUGCACGGGGACGUGGAGGUGGCCGACCUCGCCGCGAGGGAGGUGUUCGAGCUCAGCCGCGCCGGGAGCAGGCAAAGGCCCGGCGCCUACAUGGCGAUGUCGAACACGCUCGCGGCGGCCGGGGAGUGGGACGGCGUGCGUCACGUCCGGGAGAUGAUGAGACGGCGAGGGGUUCUGAAAGACGCUGCCUGCAGCUGGGUUGGAUCUGACAAGUGAGCCAACCAUCCCUCGUUCCCUUGGACGAUGGAUUCAUGUAAAUUAGCUGCAACAUUUUUUUUUCUUUUGGCUGUUUUAGCUACAAGCUCAUCUCUUUAAUUUUUAA